GCAGUAGGGGAAAAUGGAUCGGAAUGGGAGAAUGGGUGUUCUCUCUCGAGUGUUCGGUCGUUGGGAGCAGCGAGGCGGGUAGUCAGUGUACCGUCAGCCUUCACGUCGCCGUGACGUUCUUCUCUUUCGUCUUGUCCUUCUCGUUUCACCCUUGCAGUUUGUUCAGCGACUUUCUCACCGUUUCACCCGUUUACUUAUUCAUUCGAUUUCUUAUAAAUAUCAAACGUGUUCACCUUUCAUUAAUUAACCGAGAUUGAAUGACUUUUUUUAUACUUCUAUGUGCUACCGUGGUAAUCUAACAGUGCUAAUCAGGAACGAUUAAAGACACAUUCAAAGUUUUCCUAUUGCGAAUAGAAAGUGAUCGAAGAUACAAGUGAAGAAACAUUAAAGUGAGAAAUAAGUUAUCUGAAAAUCUUAAGCCUACAAAAUUAAUAAGUUUAUUAAUUCAUUGUGGUCACCUUUAGAAAAAUAGGUACCGCGACCUAAAGAAUCGUGCCUUGACAUCAUGCACCAAUUGAAGAUAGUUUUUUAGUGACCAGCAACGUAAAAAUCUUUGAACGAACAAUUUAUAAGUUUAAAUGAGUACGAAGGUGCGUCCUAUCUAAGGCAUCCGAUAACCGAGAAUAUAAAACGAACCGUUCGAUUUGCAACAAUGAAAGUCCACGCGGCUAUUUUACAUUGUCGACAAUCGCGCUCAGUGGGGCUGACCGUACGGCAGAGAUGAAAUCUCGCCGAGACUUACGUGUAUCAGCUCAGCCUCGUGCGAGACACGAACGUCUCGUUUGGGGUAGGAGAUCAGAUACGUGUUUUAAUACCAGGCACGCAAAUCAAGAAGAAAUGGAGCAUAAACAGACGAUUCUGCUUCCACCGGCGUUAAGCAACAGUAGUUGUUGGCAAAGAGACACGUCCGAAGCCAUUUGGACAGUUCCAGGACCAGCGGAAUUACUACGCGCUGCUCUAAUUCUUCUACUCAGCCUUGGUAUCCUUUGCGCGAACCUAUUAGUAAUAUGCGUCAUCAACAGCAAACGAUACAGCAAAUACAUUCACGCACAGCCAAGAUAUUUACUGACGAGUCUGGCAAGCAACGACUUCGCUAUUGGUCUCCUGGUGACACCAUUCGGCUUCCUACCAGCUGUGUAUGGAUGUUGGCCUUACGGUGAAGUUGUCUGUCAAAUACAGGCACUUCUUAGAGGAGCUUUAACUCAACAAAGUGCCGUUAUCCUCAUCUGCAUGGCAAUUGAUCGUUACGUUUGUAUGCUGCAUCCUCAUCAUUAUCAUAAGCACGCUUCUAAAAAGUAUUACAUGCGGCAGGGUUGCGUGACAGUGAUGUCAACUACCUGGAUAGCGAGUAUGGCGAUUUUUGGUGCUCUAGUGCUCCCAAGAGGAGGCUACUACUUCAACAACUCUGGUCUUCUGGCCUGUGACCCUUUCUUCGCCAGAGCUUCUCUUAGGAUCCUUGCCUGCUGCUGUUUUUAUUUUCCUACAACAAUGGUGCUGAUGUAUUGCUACGGUUCAGCCUUUCACGUUAACAAAUUACGCCUGAAAAGAGUAGUUUGUGUUAACACAGCGGAGGUUGUUAACGGCGGACACAUAGAUAGGCUCAUGGCACAAGAGAGACGAUUAUCCACUGCAGCCUCGCGGACAAUGGCUGCAAUGAGUUUAGGAUUCAUUGUUAUGGUCACUCCAUGGACGAUUCAGGAAGUUGUUGCAGCUUGUACCGGAAGCAAACCACCGCCGUUCCUCGACUUCCUCGCCACGUGGCUCGCACUCUCCAACAGCUUUUGGAAUCCGUUUCUAUAUUGGCUCCUCAACAAUCACUUUCGUCGUAUUUCGAGGGAGCUUCUUUAUACUAAGAUAUUUUGUAAAGCAAAAUCAUUGGGACCGAAGCAGCACUGUUGCGCGACUAGCACAGGUGGUCUUGAUGUCUGCAGCAUGGUGGGAGUUGAUUUAUCAGGUUUAGAACGGUGCUCAAUAGAUCGGUAUUCAAUGGCUCGGUGUUCCUCGGUAUCAUUAGUUAAUGCUCCAGCAUCACUUCCUUGGGAAAUCGGACAUACGCUACACAGUGAAUCUCCGCCAACGUGAGUUAGGGAUGCCGCCACGCAAACGGAGGACUUGGGAUCUCCAACGCAUGCUAGUUAGUACAGCGUGGCGGCAGAAUGGCAUCCGCUAGUUCACCGUCUCCAAAUUCAGCGAUCACCUCGAUGUCAGUCUUUCCGUGACAAUUCAUUUUCAAUGGCAGCGGAAUUGCCGUUUUAUGUUGAAACGAUGCAGUUGGAAGAAAUAGAAAAUGGAUGUAAUCGUCGACUAUACUUGGAGAGCACGCACUUCAAAAGUGUACCCGACCUCAUUCGGGACGUGAAACUUAAUUGACAUAUAAUCGCGAAUGUUUACGUGUUAUCAAAGGUAAAUUGUACUAGAUUCACUGCAGAAGCUUUGGCAAUUAAGAACCGAGUUUUCGAAAGAAUAUUAAUAUUUUAUAUUAAUCAAGAUUAUAAGAUUUUGUAUUAUAGGUUAAUAAUAUUUAACCGAAAAUGAUAACGCAUACUAUGUUGAAACUAAGAGAUAAGAUUAAGAAGACAUUCAGUCGUCGAAUAAAAUAAUAAACAGAGUAAUUAUGUAAAACUUAUUAAGUUUUAACAUUUUUCCAUCACUUCAGAAUAAUUGCAAAGUAGAGAAUUUUUGAUAUUAUUGAAUAUUAACAUCGUCAUUAUCUCGACGAUCACAUCGUUGGAACAUGUACAUUCAUCACUCGUCACACGUACAUAUUUAUAAUAACCGCACAAACUACGGAUAUAAAAUAGUAUUUAAGCAGUUA
Molecule: messenger RNA, 2815 nt
Organism: Osmia bicornis bicornis
Lineage: Eukaryota; Metazoa; Arthropoda; Insecta; Hymenoptera; Megachilidae
Product: trace amine-associated receptor 1
Exons: 10
Coding region: 721-2082 (453 amino acids)
Biological process (GO): neuropeptide signaling pathway
Cellular component (GO): membrane
Molecular function (GO): corazonin receptor activity
Source: RefSeq, a predicted model, not a curated record